AUGCUUCUCCGGCGGCUUUACCGCGACGCGAACCGGUCCGAACGCGUGCUCAACAUGCCCAUACCCGUUAUAGCGAAGAAGCGGGAAGGGACGCAGGAGCUUAAAGCGCGGCGGAAGGUGCGGCGCGGAGCGAACUACUGGAUCCGCCGCGGGCUGGGCGUGGCAGAGCGGAAGGGCGAGGGGGAGGAUAAGCCUAUCUUAGUGGUGGAAAGCGCCGUCGAGGUGCUUGGCUGCGCUGCGGACGUCCGCGCGCUCGCCGGUUCGCUGACUCGCGACCUAAACUUCUUUCACGGGCAGCUGCCCGCCGUUUUCCCGGAAGAAACUAAGGCCGCGGAGGGCGUGGCGGACGUGGUGCGCACGCUCGCGCAGCGGCUCGAGGAGCUGGCGGAUCGAAUCGAGGCGUCACUGUCCGCGGAGCAGCGGCGCGAGGUGGAGGAGGAGCUGGAGGCGCAGGCACUGCAGGAACAGAUGGACAAGGAGGCGAACGUGCAGGAGCGGGUGCUGCGGCGCCUGGGCGGGCUGUCCAACACGAGUGCCAUUCUGGAUCGUGUCAGGCAGAGGAUAGCGUCUGUGGACAUCUCAUUCGGAGACUUCAGCAUCGACCUGCCCACCAUCAAAGGGGCGGGAGGGAAGGCGGUGCGCACCCUGGUGGACACGUGGCGGCGUCUGAAUGGCCGCCCGCCCACCACGGAGCUGGAGCCCCUGGCAUCUGGCCUGCCGCGACCCGAUUCAACGGGCGAUAAAGAGGAGGAGAAGAAGCUCAAGCUUCUGCUGGAGGUUGAGGCCCUGGACAAGCGGCUGAACGAAGCAAUUCGCAGCAGGGAGCAGCGGCUGCGGCAGAGGAAUGUGCUCGUGAGGGCGAGGCUUGCACGCGAGAUCAAGGCGCUGGAUGAUGAGGUGAACGAGUUGCGCAAGGAGCUGGCAGUGCGCACGCUGCAGCUGCAGAUGCAGGUCAUUUACAUGUUCCUGGAGCAGGAGCUGCUGUUUGCUGCCGACUCCCAGGACAUGCGGUCAGACGAGGACGAGUCUCUCCUCGUGGCGGAGUACGGGCUGCUCGAUGCUGACCUGGCACGCCUGCGCACGGCUGUGGACAGAAACGAGGCGAUUCUUAUCGAGGAUGAGGAGCUGGAGGCGCUGGCGAUCGACAUUCCUGACCUCAAGUUCCGUCUGGGUAUAAUGGAGGAGCCAUCAGUGCCGCUGCAGCAGCGAGCACAGAUGACAAUGGAGGAGGCCAAAGGCAAGGUGGGCGAGGGGGCGUCCUUCUUCUGGCGGGGCGUCAGGCUGUUGGCUGGCGAUGUGGCGUAUUCGGCGCGACUCUUCUGGGUCGCUGCUACCGGCACCACGCUCAAAGCCAGAGAGGUGCAAACCCUGCGACGCACGGCCACAGAUCUGUUGGUCGUGAUCCCCUUCGCCAUCAUCCUCAUCGCGCCCAUCACCCCGGUGGGCCACGUGGCAGUCUUUGGCUUCCUGCAGCGCUACUUCCCCGGUUUCUUCCCCUCCGCCUUCUCCUCGCGCCGGCAAGAGGUGAUGGUCCGUUAUGAGAACCUCAAGCUACAGAUGGCUACCGCCUCGGGAUCUGAGAAGGAGAAAGUCCAGGCCAUGGCUGCUGCAGCGGCCACUGAGACCUUCGAAGCCUCAGAAGAGGAUUCAGCAGGAGGAGGAGGCAUGGGGAUGCACGGGGGAGUGGGAGGAGUCGUCGAGAAUUUGGAGAGACGAGCGGGCGAAGCUGCUGCUGCUGCAGGAGAAGCUUCCGGGAAUCUCCCGCCUGGUGUCAAGCCUGAGGGAAGCGGAUGGGAGGAGAGAUGGGGAGGCGGGGGAGAAGGCGGAGGGAGGGCUGGCUUCGUCCCUGCAAGCCUUGGCCUCACCUCUUUUGUCAUCUUCUGCUGUUACAUCCUCCCCAUCCCCCUCGUCAUCCCUUUCCUCCCCCUCUUCCUCUGA
Closterium sp. NIES-65 is the source of this 1938-nucleotide messenger RNA. The record is from the annotation of a GenBank genome assembly. NCBI's taxonomy places the organism in Eukaryota, Viridiplantae, Streptophyta, Zygnematophyceae, Desmidiales, Closteriaceae.